Molecule: messenger RNA, 1547 nt
Organism: Pseudoliparis swirei
Lineage: Eukaryota; Metazoa; Chordata; Actinopteri; Perciformes; Liparidae
Product: malate dehydrogenase, cytoplasmic-like
Exons: 9
Coding region: 77-1129 (350 amino acids)
Biological process (GO): oxaloacetate metabolic process; tricarboxylic acid cycle; malate metabolic process
Cellular component (GO): mitochondrion; cytosol
Molecular function (GO): L-malate dehydrogenase (NAD+) activity
Source: RefSeq, a predicted model, not a curated record
CCGAGUCCCGGUGUCGAGCCGCCAUUUCUGCUUCAGAGGACGAGCCGGCUUGUCCGGAACGACAGACCCGGGAACCAUGUUGACGAUGCUGACCUCCAUGUACCUGAUGGUGCAGGCGGUGUCCCCGCGGUCCAAACCAAUCCGUGUUGUGGUGACCGGCGCUGCUGGCCAGAUCGCCUACUCCCUACUGUACAGCAUCGCCAAGGGAGACGUGUUCGGGAAGGACCAGCCAAUCGUCUUGGUCCUGCUGGACAUCCCCCCCAUGCUGCCGGUGCUGGAUGGAGUCGUCAUGGAGCUGCAGGACUGUGCCCUCCCACUGCUGAUGGAGGUGAUCCCCACCGAUACGGUGGAGGUCGGCUUCAAGGACAUCGACGCCGCCAUCUUGGUGGGCUCCAUGCCCCGGAAGGAGGGCAUGGAGAGGAAGGACCUGCUGAAGGCCAACGUGGCCAUCUUCAAGACGCAGGGCGCCGCGCUGGACAAGUUCGCCAAGAAGACCGUGAAGGUGGUUGUCGUCGGAAACCCGGCCAACACCAACUGCCUGAUCGCCUCCAAGUCGGCCCCGUCCAUCCCCAAAGAGAACUUCUCCUGCCUGACCCGGCUGGACCACAACAGGGCCAGCUCCCAGGUGGCGAUGCGUUGCGGCGUGUCGGCCGACAAGGUGAAGAACGUGAUCAUCUGGGGGAACCACUCCUCCACCCAGUACCCCGACGUGCACCACGCCAAGGUGGAGGUGGGCGGCGCCGAGACGGCCGCCUACGACGCCGUGAAGGACGAGGCGUGGCUCCGGGGAGACUUCAUCUCUACGGUGCAGCUGCGCGGCGCCGCCGUCAUCAAGGCCAGGAAGCUGUCCAGCGCCAUGUCGGCCGCCAAGGCCAUCUGUGACCACGUGAGGGACAUCUGGUUCGGCACCAAGGAGGGCGAGUUCAUCUCGAUGGGCGUGUACGCCGCCGGGAACUCGUACGGCAUCCCAGAAGACCUCAUCUACUCCUUCCCCAUCGAGAUCAAGAACAAGACCUGGAAGCUGGUCGGCGGACUCCCCAUCAACGAAUUCUCCCGCGCCAAGAUGGACGCCACGGCGGCCGAGCUGGUGGAGGAGCGCGACACCGCCGUGAACUUCCUGUCCCAGUGACUGGCGCCCCCUGCUGGCCAGCAGCCACGCGUAGACCCCCCGAAGGCUCUCAGCUCGCGGCUCUGACGAAGAAACAACGACCCUCCACUCUUAACCACUGGCGUCUGUGUGUCCCCCACCUCUCCUUCAGUGUGUGUGUGUGUGUGUGUGUGUGUGUGUGUGUGUGUGUGUGUGUGUGUGUGUGUGUGUGUGUGUGUGUGUGUGUGUGUGUGUGUGUGUGUGUGUGUGUGUGUGUGUGUGUGUGUGUGUGUGUGUGUGUGUGUGUGUGUGUGUGUGUGUGUGUGUGUGUGUGUGUCGCCUGUUGAACCACCACAUCAUGGCCGCCACCGAGAGAAUGUCUCUGUUUGGUAGAUGAUGAAACACUAGCUGCCCCAAACAACUGUAACAGAAACGUGUUGUCACCAAUAAAACAACAACA